AAUAUGCGCAGAUGCCAAUUCAUGUGACAUGCACUUCCGUUCACGUACAUGAAAAUUCUGACAAGUUGGAAACUGCUGUUUUCUACCGAAAUGUAACUAAUCUAGUGAUAAUAAGAAUAUUUUGGAAAUGGCAGAACAUCCUCCAGAUGGGACUCCCUCGGAGUCCGAGGCAAAGAGUCCCGCGGGAUCAAAGCUGGACAAUCUAUCCCGGGAAGAUUUGACAAAGUUUGUUAAGAAACAGAUGCUUCUUCUGCAGAAAACCAGGGCAAAAUGUGAAGAAUUGACUAAAAAAGUGACAGUGCUGGAAUCCCAGGCACAGCCAGGAGAAGGCAGGGGUAGUGGAGCUGGGACCAAUGAGAAUACUAAGGACUUAAGGGCAAAAAUUGAAGAACUAGAAAGUGAGAAGAAGGAAAUGUUGACUGCUUACAAUGCUGUGCAGUCCUCGCAGGAAUUGGCCGCCAACAAGUUACAGGAAAUGGAAAGUCAGCUAAAUGAGGCCAACAAAAAUCAGGAAGAAGUCAUGAAACAGCUGUCUAUUAGUAAACGGGAAAAGAAGGAACUUGAAGAUCAAAUUGAAUGUAUGAAAAUGAAGGAUGAGACUCUGAAUUCCUCUGUACACUUCAUGGAGCAGGAACAGACCCAGCUUCAGGAGGAAAUCAAGCAAUUGAAAGAACAAGUGUCAGUGCUGUCGGAUGCCAGGGAUGUGGUGAUGAAGAAACUGAAGUCGCUGAAGCAGCACCAGGUGACAAGUCAGGCAGAGUUUGAGGAGCAGAUAAAGCAGCUGACGGAGGGGAAACAGCAGUUGUCUACCCUUAUACAGACCCUAGAGACCGAGAAGCAGCAGGCAGAAGGACUGGCUACUGAGAGGGAAGGCCAAGUGAAGGGUCUGGGUGAAGAAGUGGAGAAACUGAAGUCCCAGCUUGAGGAGAGAGAGGAACAGAUGAAGCAGACUGGUGAGAAUGAGGAAAUGAUACAGAAGGUGGAAAACCUCGAAAAAAUUUGUCAAGAGCUCAAAGUUGAAAAUGAGAACUUGGAGACAAAGCUGAAAGAGCAGAGUGUGGAAGUGGAGAAGUUCAAGGCAGAAGUAAUGAAGAAGGAGGAACUGUUGAUACAGUCCUCAUCGGAGAUGGAGAAACUGAAAUCUGAAAUGAAUUUUACUACUGAGGAGCUUAAAAAGUCUCAGGAACUGUGUGUGAGUGAACAGAGAUUUAAAGAUGAUUUGCAGAGUGAGAUUGAUAACUUACAAUUCCAGCUUAAUGAACUCAAGAAUGAAAAGGAGGAGGAAUCUCAAAAAGAGGCUGUUGAGAAGCCCAAAGCAGGUACAAAGAAAAAUGGAAGGGCCAGUCCAAAGGGUAAUGGAACUACUCCUAAAACAACAGACGUCAGGAAGAAGUUACAGCAUGUCACAAGGGAGAAAGAACAGCUAGAGCAGGAAAUGAAGAGGAUGCUUACAAGGGAUGAGAGCUUAUCGUAUGAGGUUAGUGAAUUACAAGAAGAAAAGGAGAUGUUGAGGAAUGAUGUGCAAAAGAUGAAUGAACAGCUGGGAGAAUGGGAGCACAUGAUGCACAUGUUGCAGGAGGAUAAGAACAGGAUGAUGCAGGAGCUCGAUGAAGCAGACGCCAAGGAAAAAAGAGUUCUUGGAGAGCUGGAUCUUGUGAGGGAGAUGCUGGGAAUGGAGAAAAGGACAGAAAAGUCAAAAGAGGAGGAUGAAGAAGAGGAGACGAUUGAUGAUGGUGAUGAUGUGUUUGAAUCUGAUGAGGGUCCUGGUAUUGUAGUCACUGAGUUGGAAAAAGUGAGAGUGAAACUGAACGAACUUGUAUCUCACAAAAGUCAAAUGAAAGUAGAUUUAGAUAAUGCCUAUGCAAGUAAAGGAGACAGUGCUGUUGAAAUUCAAGCUGUUAAGAGGGAGUUAGCAACAAUGGCAUGCGAGAAGGAAUCAAUUGAGAGAGAAAAGGAGUCAUUAUCAGUGAUUAUCAAAUUGGCUCAGGAGAAGGAAAAGGACCUGAGUGAAGAAAACAUUAACUUGAAGGGAGUCAUUGAUCAGAAUGAGGGGGAGAAAUCAGAACUGAGGAGCAGAAUUCAGGAGCUUCAGCAGGAUAUUAGUGAAGUUAACAGCCAGAAACAAUCGCUUGUAGAAGCAGCAGACGACUUCAAGACAACCUUCAAAGAAAUGGAAGAGAAAGUGAAAGAGAGGCAAGCUUAUACUGAAGAGCUGGAGAAUAAGAUUUUAGAAAUGUCCAACAAUUUAGCAGAUGCACGUAAGAAACAUGAACAGUUUAUAGCUAAAAUGGAAGUGGAAGGAGAGUCAACCACAUCAAUGCUGCAAACAGAAAUCUCAGAUCUUAAGUCCAAGAUGGAGGAACUUGAAAAGGAUGUGGAAAACAAAAAACAGGAAGUGGAGACUGUGAGGGGUCAAAGUUCAGAAGUGGAGAAGAAGUUUGUGGAUGUUUCUGAGGAGUUGAGAAGUUUGAAAGAAUCCUUUGAAGUUUGUGAGAAAGAGAAAUCUGAGUUAUUGACUCAGGCGAAUGAACUGUGUAAAGAACAAUCAGAGCGAGAAGACAUAUCAGGGAAAUAUGACAGUCUGAAGUCCGACUUGGAUGCGAUGGAAACCGAAAAAUCUCAACUUUUGGAAACUGUCAGGCAGUUAAGUAAAGAAAAAGAUGAUCAAGCGUUAUUGCUAGAAAAGUUUUCUAUCGGUGCUCAGGAAUAUCAGCAGCAAAUUGAAAGUCUUAAACAUGAACUUCAAUCUGUGACUCAAAAUGCAGAGAAGGUGUUGCAAGAAAAGGACUGCGUAGAAACUGAACUGGUCCAGAAACUCAAUAACGAGAUUGAAAAGUUGAAGAAAGAGACAGUAGAUGCACAGAAAGAAAUUUCAGAUCUGCAGGAAAAAGUAAAGUGUAUUGAGGCUGAGAAAAGUGAAAUAAAUUCCAAGUUAAUAGAAGAGAAGGAAAAAACCUUGGAAAUUCAGAAUUCAUUAGAGGAAAUUUCGGCAAAGGUUGAAAGAUUGAAUGAAGAUUUCUCCAAUGUGACACAACAAAAAGAGGAACUGCAGAGAGACAUAGAGGAGAAAAUAAAUCAAAUGGAAGAUGCAAAGACUCGGUUGCAAACAGCAGAAUCAGAAAGAAGCGGUAAAAUUGAAGAGAUAGAAAAGCUGCAAAACAUGUUACAGGCAAUUGAUGCAGAAAACACAAAUAAAUUGCAGGAAGUUGAACACUUGAAAACUGCUUUGAAGAGUACUAAAGAUGACCAAGGUGAAAAACUCAAGGAAAUUGAAAAUUUGAGGAGUUGUUUACAAGUUUUGGAGUCUAAGAAAGAUGGAUUAAAGGAACUGACAGACAAGUAUGAAGAAGUGAGAAAUCAGAAUGAUAAACUUGUAAAGGAAGUGAAAUUGUUGACAGAGGAUUGUGGGAAAUCAAAGACUGAGUGUGAGACUCUUAGAGAGGAAAUUAGGACUUUUUCAGAGGACAUGAGUGGUGUUAAAAAUGAAAGAGAUGCAUUGGCAUCAGAGUUGGAGAAUCUCAAAUGUGAAAAAGAAAAUUUCACAAGUCUUCUAUCUCAGAAGGAAGAAGAAAUUCAAAGUUUGUGUUCCGUGAAAGAGUCUGAUAAAAGUGUCAUGGAAACAGAGAUUCAAAGACUUAAAAGUGAGCAAGAUGAAAGUGAAUCAAAAUUUCAAGAGCUGCAAAUUCAGUUUAGUAAGAAUGUGAAAGAAAAUGCUUCUUUAGAAGAGGAAAUUCAGGUGCUAAAGAGUCAACUAGACGAAAUGUCCAAACAAAAGUCAGAGGUGGAGGAAUUGUUAAAUGAAAUAAAGGGACAGAUAUCGGAGAAAGCUUCAGAUGAGAAUUUGAUGUCGCAAGAAAUUCAAAGGAAGAUUGAAAUGAUUAAAACAUUAGAAGAGGACAAGAAUGCAAUGGAAACAACCAUUACAGAGCUUCAAAGUGAAUGUGAGAGCUUAAAGAAUUCUUUGGAGGACAAAUCAAGACUGGAGAAGGACCUGCAAACAAAACUAGAGCAGGCAGUAGAGGAUUCGGCAUCACUGAAAGUGACAAACAGCGGACUACAGGAAACGGAGAAAGAGCUGAGAAGUGAGCUAUCAACCUUUGGGGAAAAAAUGGCGGAAUUACAAUCUGUGAACGAGGAUCUCACUGCACGACUCCGAGACUUCCAAGGAAAGGAAGAGGAGACUCAACAGAAAUCUGAGCAGGACUCGACUGAGGAGAAUAGAAGCUUGCAGCAGAAGCUGAAGGAGAAGGAGGAGAUGUAUAAUAAACUGAAGUCUCUGGCCAUGAAGAGCAAGAAAGAAGCUGGACAACUCAAAUCCAAGAAUGAUGAGCUGAUGAAAGAGAAGGAUGAACAAGUGAAGAAAUGUGAAGAUCUUCAGAAACAGUUGUCAGCCCUUGAAAGCUCGCAGAAAUCAGAUGUAGAGCAGAUUAAAAAUUUCCAGAUUUUACAGGAAAAGUUUGAUAAGUUAGAGUUGCAGCAUGAUUCAAAGGCAAAGGAGUCCGAAAGUUACAAGUCUGACCUUGAGAAGGUCAUUUCUGAGUUAGCUCAGAUCAAGGAAACAUUGGCUACAAAUAAAGAGGCUAAAGAGCAAUUUGCAAAGGAAGUUGACAGACUGAAAGGAGAGGUCAAGAAACAGGAAGCUGUUGUUACAGAACUGAAAGAGAAAUUGUCAUCAGCUGAAAAAGAAAAGGAUGCCUAUAGAAUCCAGAAAGAGGAAGUUAUAAAAGACAAACAGCAGGUACAGAGUAAGGUACAGGAAUCGGAGGAGAGACUGAAGAAGGAAGGAGAGAAACACAGGAGUGUAGUGACAGGCCUCCAGGCUCAGGUACAGGAGAUUCAGCGACGACUGGAGCAGGCCAAGCAGGAGGCCAAUCAGAGUAAUAUGAUGGACCUGGAGAUCGCAGACUAUGAGAGAACUGUACAGGCUUUGAAUAACACCAUUUCUGAGAAAGACACCGCCAUUACCGACCUGAAAGGGGAGGUACAGACACUAGAAGAGAGACGCAAGGUUCUGAAGGACCAGAUAGAUGCUGUGGAGGAACAGAGAGUACAAGCAGAAGACAGGGCCAACAAACUGAAGCAGAUGUUGGUCAAAACCAAGAAAGAUCUGUCAGAUGCCAAGAAAAUGGAAUCUGAGCAACGGUCAUCUGAUGCCCAGUUAAGAGGUCAGCUAGAGGGCUUGAACCAACAGGUCGAGGAAAGCAAGAUACAGAAUGGGGAGCUGGCAGCAGAGAAACAAAAAUUACAGGACAAGUUACGAUCCCUGACCGAUUCCAACCAGCGGACGAUUCGGUCUCUAGAGGGGAGGAUCCAGUCUCUUCAGGAUGAUCUGGAGGUCACCAGGAGUGAGAUGAAGGCUGUACAGGCAGAGUAUGAUGGCUACAAGGUGAGAGUGCAUAGUGUUCUGAAACAGCAGAAGAAAGGAAGUCAGGAAUCGGCAGCCAGCGAAAGUGAGAAAUUGGAAAGAGAAAGACUGGAAAAGGCUGUUGAACAACUGAAGACAAAGAUUCAGGAGCUAAGUGACAAGCUGAGGAUGUCGGAGACCGACAUGGAGGUCCAGCAGGAGGAGAAUAGUCACUUACUGGGUCGCUACAACAAACUGAUAGCGGACAUGCAGGAGAAGGACAACACUACAAGGAGGAGACUGGAGGAUAUGGCCCAUGAGAAGAGUCUGCUUAUGAAGGAACAAAAAGAAGCCGCCAGACAGCUGCAUCUCCAAAACGAGACUCUUACAUUGUCCUUCAAGGAUCAAAUUCAGUCUCUUCAAGAGGACCAGAGCCACGCCAUCAACAUGCUACAAAUGCAGAUAGACUCACUGGAGCGUGAAAAUGCCCGUCUCCAGAAGGAGCUUCAGCAACAGAUGUCAAAGGUCAUGAACCUGCGCUCAACAGCGGCUACAGAGAGGCAGAGUCCCGUGUCCGCAGGAAUGGAAUAUUUAGUCCAUGACAUCAGACACGAAGAGAGGCAGGAAGGGGAGGGAUCUGAAAUUGUGGAUCCAGAACCGUGCUCUAAGGGGGUAACCAAGCCCUCUCCCCUACCCCUGGAUAGACUUCUGUCAACGGGUCCGGAGGACACAGUACACCCCAAAGAGGUGACUGAGGUGGAAAUGGAAACUUUGAAAGAGAACUUGUCCACGGCUCACAAACGUAUUGAACAUCUCACUGAGUUGUCUAGUGAGAAUGAGGCUACCGUGAUGAGAUUAGAGGAGCAAGCUAAGAUUUUGAAGGAGGAAAUCCGUCGGCUGGAGCGAAACCAACAACGUGAAAAGGAGGCGGCAAAUAUGGAGUAUCUCAAGAACAUUCUCCUGAAGUUCCUAAGUCUGAAGGUCGGAGACGAGAGGCAGCAGUUGGUCCCUGUACUGACAACGAUGCUGAAGCUCAGCCCUGAGGAAAAGUCCACUCUGGAUGUAGCCGCACAGGGAGAAGACAACUCUGCCAGUCAGCAACAGCCACAGCAGGGUGGUGGAUGGGGAUCUUAUUUACACCGCUGGUCAGGACUGGUGUGAGGGUCCAGCAGGUCAGCGGACGGAAGGUCGUAUCUACAUCGAUGUCAGGACUGCAGGAAAUUGGGAGAUUCCAAACAGAAAUGAUAUUAAAGUGGUGUGAUGAUGGAAUAAAAGUAAGCGGUAUGAGACAGAAAUCUGUCUGUGUGAUUGAAAUCCCCGUGUGGACAUUAUGUACAAUCUCGGUACAGUUCAGUGGAUGUCUAAGUAUUAGGAUGUUAGCAGUGUUUCUGAUGGUUCCUGUUACAUUCCACCUGUUCACAAUGGUCAUUUCCAAAUGCAGAGAUGACUGCCAUCAAGCUUUUCCAUGCGUUGGAAGUUUUUGUGUUUACUUUUCUGCUUCACCAUACAUUCCAUUCUUUCAUCGAGACUGCCAAGGAAGAGAGACGCCUAAUCUGAGUUCCAUUUUAAUAUUUGAUCCAUUCCUGACCAUUAGAUCAGAUUUUCAGUGGGUUUUUAUUUUGUAUACGUGUGUUUUUCUUGUGUUGAGUGUCAAGCACAAACAAGAUGGUUAAAAGAGACAAUAUGUCAGUAGCCAUGGUAACAGUCACUGAAAAUUCUGUACAUUGUGUUUAGCUGUCAACAAUUUGAAUUUGGCACCUUGGGUGUUUGUUCAGGUUUUAUUCUUUUUUUUUAUCUGUUUUACUUUAACAAGUAUGCAUCAAUUUUUGAAUUUAUUUUGAAAGUAACACAAAUUUAUUAUGAAAUUUGGAGAAGGGGAUGGGUAUUGCAUUCCUUUUCAGAGAUUUAUGGUCUCCAUAUGUUCAUUCAUUCACUAGUAAACAGGUUCAUAAAGAUUCAGGUACAAAUAUACAUUGUAUUGGGAUUUGAAUAAUAAAAAUUAUGGUAUUGUUAUUAUUCAUUUCAUAAUUAGUUAUCAUUAGUAUUGUAAUAUUCAUGAAAUCUUAUCUGCAUAAUCUUGGACCAAGUGUCAUGUACUGUAUCUACAUAAUCAUUGAUAAAGGUUUGAUGUUGGGUGUUUUGUAUUUUAUGACUGAGGUUAGGAUUUAAGAUAGCAGAUUGUUGAAGCACAGAGCACGUCGUGUGCUAAAUAGGUUCGUAGAUCUCGUAAAUAAUUUUUAGAAUAUUAGGAUAGGCCUUGGACAGAAUUUUUAACUCAGCAAAGUAAAAUACAUAUAUUUUCCUAUCAAAUAGAUGUAAUUCGAACCGAGAUUAAAAAAUAUGGCAGUCCGGUGUUUAAUUUACAAUGUAGUUUAUUUAUUUCUUUUGUGAAAUUUAAACUGUUUAAAUCAACUAGUCAGUGCUCUCGUUUUUAUGCACUUCAUUUUUCGUGUUUGAAGCAAGGAAAGUUGUGCAAUGCUUUUAAACGUUCGACUCAAUUGUAACAGAUAUAAACUGGGAGGCUGUUAGUCAUGUAUUGGAAGAAUGUUGGGAGAUUUUUAAAAAAAAUUCUAUAAAUGCAUUAAUGUCCAGUUUACAAGUCAUUGUGGAUCUUGCAUGUAAGUGUAUAAAGUACUCAAAAAACCAGAUAUGUGGUUGAAAAAUUUAGAAAGUACGUUGUAAUUCAUAAAUAUGCAAAUUAGCUAUAUACAAAGGAAAAUUUGUGUUAAUGAGGUUUAAUAAAUCAUAACUAUGUCUUAAGUGAUGUGCCCCAGUAAGGAGGGAACACUUUUCCUUGAAAAGCUUUCUAGCUUGAAUAAUUUUCAGAUUUGUAGCCAUCUCCUUGGCCUUUAUCAUGGAAAAGGCUUCAAAAAUUAUUCAGUAAGAAUGCAUUGCAUUGCCUGGUAACAUUUCAUCCAGUCUGCAUUUAAGUUUAGUAAGUUUUGAAUGUUUUAAAAAGCAUUUUUUAUUUAUUUUUGGAAAUGAAAGCACAAAUUAAUUUGCAUAAUUGUUGCAUUUAGUUGUUAACCACACUGGUCUUUCAGAGUGCAAUAUUGUGAUAACAUAAUAAAGUGAUAUUUCUUCUAAA
Ostrea edulis (European flat oyster) is the source of this 8432-nucleotide messenger RNA. RefSeq names its product GRIP and coiled-coil domain-containing protein 2-like. Lineage: Eukaryota; Metazoa; Mollusca; Bivalvia; Ostreida; Ostreidae. The transcript is spliced from 28 exons. The coding region runs from base 128 to 6505 and encodes 2125 amino acids. The record is from RefSeq and is a predicted model, not a curated record.